Suillus plorans is the source of this 597-nucleotide messenger RNA. RefSeq lists its product as uncharacterized. NCBI's taxonomy places the organism in Eukaryota, Fungi, Basidiomycota, Agaricomycetes, Boletales, Suillaceae. The record is from RefSeq and is a predicted model, not a curated record. The transcript is spliced from 4 exons. The coding region runs from base 1 to 597 and encodes 198 amino acids.
AUGCCUAACCAAUACAAACCGACCUCGCCUCUCGACGAGAUUGCACCCCAUAUACUUCGCUUAUGGAAGGCAUGUCUGACAGAUAAACAGAUCGUGGACGCCUUACAGAAACAUAUCGACACUGAACGUUUUGGAAUAGGCCUCACCAAAUUUGUGCAGGUUCGUAUUGGAAUGGGCCUUCAACGAACUCGUCAGCAAGGGCAUAGCAUCGAAUCUAUUCGCGAAGCUAUGCUUGAGCUACGACCAAUAUAUCCCAAUGCCGGAGCGAGGGAAAUGAUCAGUCUACUGUUCCAUGAAAAGGGCAUGUGCAUAGCCAGGACCGUCAUACGAGCAUACUUUGCUACUUACGAGCCCGAACUUGUUCGUGAGCGGAAAGCACGACGUCUGAAGAGGAAACGUUUUUGGGCUGCGGGGGUCAACGAUUUAUUUGCUGUAGAUCAGCAUGAUAAAUGGCUAAGAUUUGGCCUCGCUCUUCAUACUGGAAUCGGAGCCCCUUCAGUGACAAAUUCCGUAUUAUACGGGCCACCCGACCUACAUAAUAUCCCGUAUGAGACGGGCCAGCGGAUUAUGGGCCCAUGUUGUGUAUAUUCUCGAUGA